AAAAGCUUGGUAGCAACGAACGACUGACUCACACACAUACAAAGGCUGCAAGUUUGAUGAAGUGUAACAGUGUUUUGUGGUGGAAUGGGAUCUCCAACAAAAAAUGCAACACCACACAGAACCAACAUUCAAACCCCUGGAAGGGAGCCUGACUCUCCACUUCCCCCCAUCCAUGAGCGCCUGGCGUACCUCCGACCAUCCAGGGAGCUACUGGAGUUCUACAGACAGAAGAUCGCCCAGUUUGAUGAGGAGCAUGAGGAACUGCUGCAGAUGCUGGAGAAGUAUAAAGGCAUCACGGAGGACCAGCAUAAGCUGCAGUGGGAGAUACGACAGCGUGAGGGAGAGAUUGCUGAGUUGCAAAAUGCUCUUAGUGACAUGCAGGUCUAUCUUUUUCAAGAGAGGGAACAGUCUCUUCGGCUUUAUGCAGAAAAUGAUCGACUAAAGAUCAGAGAGUUAGAGGACAGGAAGAAAAUCCAACACCUUCUUGCCCUGGUGGGUCCUGAUGCAGGAGAGAUCACAUAUUUCUACAGAGAACCUCCUCACAAGGUUGCUAUCACUCAGAAGAAUAUUGAGUCCAGAUGUGAAGAAACUCUCAGUCUCAGGCCAACAAAGUUAAGACAUUCAGUGAACAGAAAAGAGAGUAACAGGAGAACAAAAUCAUCAGAUGGGAUAAAUGAAGACAGUCUGGAGCAAUACAAGAAUGACAACCAGACUCUGUUACUUCAGGUGGAGGCGCUGCAGGCUCAGAUGGGGGAACAGACACGUCUGGCCAAAGAACAAGUAGAAUCUUUGCAGGAGGAUAGACGGAUUAAAACGGAGGAGGCACAGGCACAAAUGCAGAGAGACCAGGAGCGAAUCACAGCACUGACUAACAAGCUUCAGCAAACCCAGAACCUGUUGCAUGAAAGCACCAGGGAUUUCUUACAGCUGAAGUUUGAAACCCGGGCUCAUGAGAAGAGCUGGAUGGUGGAGAAGGACCGGCUGCUAAGGGAACUGGACUCUCGCCACAACCGUUUGAGGAAGUCAGGCUCUGUAGGUACCGAGCCGGGCCGAACAUGGCAGCCCGGCGGCAGCACGGCCAUGCUCCUCCAGCGGCCUCAACCAGAGACACAGCAGAUGCACAAAGAGGAGAUAAAGGCACUGCAGGAAGAUCUGAAGCAAGCCCACCGUCUGGCUGACAUGUUCAGGGAACAGUGUAUCACUCUAGAGACAGAACUUGCCCAAAUCCGAGAGGAGGGAGAUGUUGGCAGGGAAAUAUUUAAGGACCGUUCAGGCAAAAUGGCCAAACGUCUUCAGCUAAUGACUCAGCGCUAUGAGGCUCUGGAGAAGAGGAGGGUGAUGGAGGCAGAGGGCUUCAAGACUGACCUGAAGCACCUUAGACAGAAAUUGAAAGACGUUGAAAAGCAGCUCCUCAAGGUUACUCUGAAUGUUGGACCCAACCAGGAUUUAGCUAUUCUGCAUGAAGUACGGCAGACCAACCACAGGACAAAAAAGGCUCAGGAUGAGCUGAAGACACUGAAGGCUAAAAUCUAUGGGCUGGAAAAUGAGCUGAGAUACGGUUGAAGUAUGGACAGUGUGACAGAAUGUCUUGUGUUUGCUUGUAGGGGAGAAUUUCUAUGAAGUUUUAUUGUUUGUGUUUAUCACUGAGACUAGGGCUGAUUGUUUUUCUACAUUGUAUUGUGGACCAAUAAAGAUAUUUAAUUUUAA
Solea senegalensis (Senegalese sole) is the source of this 1707-nucleotide messenger RNA. It is a transcript of the gene ccdc77, whose product is annotated as coiled-coil domain containing 77. The transcript is spliced from 12 exons. NCBI's taxonomy places the organism in Eukaryota, Metazoa, Chordata, Actinopteri, Pleuronectiformes, Soleidae. The record is from RefSeq and is a predicted model, not a curated record. Gene Ontology annotation, cellular component: centrosome. Bases 85 to 1563 code for a protein of 492 amino acids.